AGAGGGGAGAGAGAGAGGGAGGCAGUAUAGGGACACUGUAACCUGCAGGAAGACUCAUAUGGUCCUGCAGCAGACCACGAACCACCGACAUAUCUGCAAACCUCUCACACUCUGCUCGGCUUCACUUUCCUCCGUCUCUUUAAACAGUCUUCCAUUUUUUUUAUUUUUUUUAUUUGAUUUAAUUUGAUCAUUUUUUCCCCCCUCGCAUCCCCUUCCUCCCGCAGCCCAGUAUCGGUUGGUCGGUCGGUCGGUCGGUCGCACUCGGGCCGGUCAAGCAGCGCCAUGGCUCGGGAGAACGGAGACGCCGGCAGGGGGGAAACGUGGAAGAAACAAGUCGACGACAUCAAGAAGAUCUUCGAUUUCAAGGAGCUGCUCGGCACAGGAGCCUUUUCGGAGGUCGUGCUGGCCCAGGAGAAGCUGACUGGCCGGAUGUUUGCGGUGAAGUGCAUCCCCAAAAAGGCCCUGAAGGGGAAGGAGAGCAGCAUCGAGAAUGAGAUAGCCGUGCUGAGGAAGAUCAAGCAUGAGAACAUUGUGGCACUGGAGGACAUCUACGAGAGUCCCGACCACCUCUACCUGAUUAUGCAGCUGGUGUCCGGCGGCGAGCUGUUUGACCGAAUCGUGGAAAAAGGUUUCUACACAGAGAAGGAUGCCAGCACGCUGAUCCGACAAGUCCUGGACGCUGUCAACUACCUGCACAAGAUGGGCAUCGUACACCGAGACCUCAAGCCAGAGAACUUGUUGUAUUUUAAUCCUCAAGACGAGUCGAAGAUCAUGAUCAGCGACUUUGGCCUUUCCAAGAUGGAGGGAAGUGGUGACGUCAUGUCCACUGCCUGCGGUACUCCAGGAUAUGUGGCUCCAGAGGUUCUCGCUCAGAAGCCGUACAGCAAGGCAGUGGACUGCUGGUCCAUCGGGGUGAUAGCCUACAUCCUGCUGUGCGGUUAUCCUCCAUUCUACGAUGAAAACGACUCCAAGCUCUUCGAACAGAUCCUGAAGGCAGACUACGAGUUUGACGCACCAUACUGGGACGACAUAUCGGACUCAGCCAAGGAUUUCAUCGGCAACCUGAUGGAAAAAGAUCCUGCCAAGCGUUUCACCUGUGAUCAUGCACUCAGACACCCCUGGAUCUCUGGGGAUACGGCUCUCUGCAAGAACAUCCAUGAGUCAGUCAGCCGACAGAUCAGGAAGAACUUCGCCAAGAGUAAAUGGAGGCAAGCGUUCAAUGCCACGGCCGUGGUCCGGCACAUGAGGCGGCUGCAACUUGGCAGCAGCAUGGGGAGCAGCAUGGAUGCCUCCAACCCGCCGAACAGACCGAGCCAGGCGCAGAAGCCCGCCGGGAGCCCGAUCCAGGCUGGCCAGAACCAUUCAGCUCAGAGCCAAAACACGGCGCAGAGCCCGAGCACCAACAUAGCUGCCAGCAAGACCUCUACCACUGACAACAACAUAGCAGCUCCACGCAAGGAAUGUGUGACUGCGCCAGUCACGCCCUGCAGUCUGGCGUCCGCAGCCUCCUCUCCCACUGCGGGGGCCGAGCUGAACCGGCCACAAACCUCACCAGGGCCUGCCCCAGUGCUCACGGAGACCAAGUGACGCCAGGUCCCGCGGGGGACCAGCUGGGAGGCCACAGCACUGUGAGGCAAAAAAGAACGAGGAGGACAACAGGAGAAGAAGAGGAUCAGCCUCUUCUUCGUCCGUCUCUUCACUGCACUUCCUCUUGGACGCCCUCCAGCCAGUUCCCUGCCCUGCUCCCGGGAGAGCAGAGGACUUUACCUCCACCCCACCGAUUCAAGCCACACAGCGCCAGACUGAACGCCCGUCGCCCACCCGCCAGAUCUGCCACAGCGCGGCCACUGACUCUCACUGCAGAUGUUUGUGCGGCCAGCUGCGAUUGGUUGCCAUUCCUGGUUGAGUGUUGACUGUUAACUGCCCUAGACUUGAGCAGCAAUCCGUGGUUCAAGGGGGGCGGUGGUAUCAUGUUAUUCAAUGUCAGUCAACUUCCCUCUUGAAUCUGGUCUUUCCUGCGAUGCUUUAUUUAGCUUUUAUCCAAUCUUAGGUUUGACUGUUGGCAACUGGAUUGUUUUAUUUUGUAACUAUUAUUACUGUUCAUUUUAAAGGUGCCGUGUUUAAUAUAUCAUUGUCAAAUUAACUGCAAUACUUUGGUAUUAUAACUGUAAAUAUAGCAGUCCAUAAACAAGAAUACAGAUUGCUAUUACUUGAGCAACUGCUUCUCUCCAUUAAGACCCCAAGAGGCUGAUAGACCUCUGAAUAAUGGCCUCACAACUUCAGCUACUGUUGUAAACUAAUAUGACAAUGAUUUAUCCAUGUGAAAAUACUACACAUAGCACCUUUAAGACCUUUUCUAUGCCCCUAUGGGCCUGUUUGUUUGUGCUUUAAGAAGUGCUUUAAAAGUACCAUACGACUGUUGACAUGUAAAAAUAUGAGUUAAGUGAUUUACCUAUUUUGCACAGAGAGGGUCGGACAUGUUCUCAGACAUGGAUUAGCCACACUCCACUUAAUGUUUUUCAGACAAAAAGUAGGGAUUGUGAACCUUUAUUUAAAAAACAAAACAAAAACAAAAAGGGUUGCAACUUGUCUGAAACAUUCAGAUUUAUUCAUUAUUUUCUUACAUUUUAUGACUUUUAUGAUAAUCUCCCAUUAAGGGGCACACGCACACAGGUUACUAUGAAGCACGCAGCAAGUUAAGGAGAGGAUAGGAAAAGACAGAGAUGUGUAUUUUAUUUUUUGCAAAACUGCCUCCAAUUGAGAAUGUUUGUGACUAAAGAUAGCUUGCCAUUUGACCUCCCAACCCAAGGGCCACAAGCAACGCAGUGCAGUUUCAAGGGAGUUAAAAGAUACAGAAAUGUAAGAAACCAUCUCAGAGAUAUUUAGCUGCUUCCCACUGGGAAUCUUCACAGUAUUUGGCCCAUGUGGAGUCAAAAUCCAAGUUGGAAGAGCUGUGGCCUCCCGUUGUUCCGUCCCCACUUCAAAUGAAGCCACGAUCUCCCCUUCUCGCAUCGUCAAGCUUCAGCAGUUCAGAAGUGCUCAGGGAAAACCGCAGCUGCACUGUGCGCUAGCCAACACUGGUUUAGAUGUUUCCGUCAUGGUACCGGCGAUGUGGCAUCACAGUUAAUGCACCAGGGCUCUGGACGUUAGCUGUGUAUUCUUACUGCAGGGUUGUAGUGACUCGUGACUUGAACAUUUAGGACCCAGACCUGGUUUCAGACUGUACCACCGAGGACUUGUUUGUGAACUGAAUCACCGGAAACAUUUUUUUUUUUUUUUUUUUUUUGAGUUUCACCCGAUCACCUGGUAGGUUUACAACAAAGGCCACAUCACAGAGAUUAACGUUACAACAGAAAAAGUGGAAAUGCUGUCUGGGAUGGAAAAACUUUUUUUUUGCUUAAGAUGGCUUAAUUUUUUUAAGAGCUUUUAUUCCGAUAAUUUAAAGCAAAUGAAAGUCCUCAGCUUAACGUCUCGUUUCCAACCGAUGAACUCAGUUUAAUCUAACUUUUCUUUUUACAGACUUCCCUUGAAUGUGACCUUCUCUUGACUCAAAUUGUGGUAAUGGCUCUUCAGACAAAACUCAGAAGGGUGUAAGUGAACAACAUUGCAAUGCUCAGUCGCACAUAUCAGAUCGUCAUGUCUUCAUUAGAUGCAAAUCUAUUGAUCCCUUUAUCGUGAAAUCUUAGCCAAGAUUUUAUUCAUUCAGCGGUACUUGGUGAAUUAGUUAGAACAGAAGUAGAAAGAUUUUUAGUAAACUAAAACGUAAGGGCUGAACUCCAGCUGCAUAUGAAUCUUGAGAGAACAUUAUUGACUUUUGACUUCCUAUUCUGUUGCAGCUUAACUUUUUUUUCUUUACUCCACAAAGUGCUGCUGCAAGAUAUCUGUAAAUUAUUUAUAGGGCAUGUUUUAAUCUGUAUGGCAUACAAAGUGAGUGUGAGGCCAUGCCGGGAUUAGAGUCAAAUUAAAGUUGGGGGAGAAAUAACACCGUAAAUCAACACUCACCCAGGCUGUCUGGAAUUCAUUUGGCUCGCUGCAUCAUUUUGUGCAUUCGGUCCGAACUAUCUGGCACUCAAAAUCGACUAAAACAAAACAAAAUGAAACCUUUGCGAAGGUUAACCUAUCUAAAUCUUUCUCCCUCCUUGGUCUGCUCAGCAAGGACAAUUCCAGUGUGUUUGCUUUCUCCGCUCCCCCGCGUUCCCCUUCGUGUUAUAUUGCUGUUUCAAGCUUUUAUCACUUUCAGGAUGAGGGCGGCUAUAUUCUAUCGUUGACACUGAUUGAUGACAAAUCCCAUGGCAAGACGAGAUGGAGUUAAGGUUGACAUGAGACUGACCCUAAUGUAACAGAAAGAAAAUAUCAGCUACUGGUUGAAAGUUUUACAGGGAAAUAAAACAAUCAGAUGAACGAAUAUUGUGAAUUAGAAACAUAUGUUUUUUUUGCCUUUUUAUCCAUAAUAAUUGUCCCUGAAUGAGCACAUCGAUAUGAAACAGAUUCUGAGCUGUCCUUCUCAGUUUACAAUGACUGCGUUUAGACGGCUUAUAGUUCGAUUGAUGCUGAUUGGGCCUGAGAAAUUUGGGGAAGUGGAAAUCUGAUUUAGAAAUUGCUGCGUUUGUUUCUGGUGAAUAUGAAAAGCAACUCAACACUUAAAGGGCCCCUCCACCUAUUUUACAAAUGAAAUUCUGUUGAAUGUUGACGAUGUCAUCAGGGUUGUCUCGGCAACCUUCAAAUGCCAUUUGAAAUGUGGGCAUUCUUGAGACAGGGUGUAGGCGUUAAUGAAGGACACUAUGGAAUUGCAUUAUGGGAAGAGUAUCACUUCAAAAAGAGUAAGGUGUGUAAGCAAAGGCCAAUUAACCUGAUUUAUUGGGGGGUGGGGUUUUUUGAAACCUUUCGGUGUUUCUUAUUGAACUACAACACCCACACAUCCCCUAAUGCAUGGCUAUACACUUCGUCUCGCAGAAGCCUAUAUUGUAUUCUGACAUUUUUAUGGCAAGGCCUUACAUUUGUUUUCUCUGCUAACCACACGUUUUCAAGUCAAUCCGUCCAUUCGUCCAUGUCUCGUCGAGGGAAACGUUCAACAUGUAAGGGCUUUAUUCCAAUGAUCACCAUAAUCUUAUUAAUCACUGUAAGCGUGUAUAGUACGUACACAAUUACUGCUAUGCAUUUUUUUUAAAGAUUUUUGAAGUGUGCUUUAUUUUCCCCUUGAGAGUGGAAUCAGGAAACACUAAGGAAACAUCAGCAGCUAUAGUUUUGAAAAAGAAGAUCCUGUUCUGAUUCUCAGACAAUUUCAAUGACUUAACUGUUAAUUAUUAUUUUUAUUAUUAUUAUUAUUAUUAUUCAAUGAGCUACAUUGUCAAAAAAGAUGUACCACACGCUUCUCUGGCACAGAUAUGUCAAUGAGUCGUCGGCCAAGACUGUAGGCGUACUUUCAUUUAACAGGAAGUCGUCCGAUUUGGUUUGGACGUUUUGGGUUUUACGAAUGUGUUGUGAGGCAGGCAGAGGGUUCAGGUUCAUGCUCCUCUGUGGUUUUAUUGUCUGCUGUUGCUGUUUGAUCUAUAGAAAAGAAAGCAAGAGGAAAAAAAAACAAGUUUUCUGAAUGAAUCUUUCCGUGUUUAAGAUAUGCUACUGUAAAUAGGUUGUGAACACGAGUGAUCAUUUUCAAGAUAACACGAAUGUUUUUGCUUUUCAGGCAUGAUUGACUGAGCGAGCGAGCGCGUGCGUGUCGAGGGAAGUUGAUUGUAUUCUCUAUGGAAUGUUUAAUGUAGAGAAUAGAAAAAGCUGAAUUCCCCUUUACUCCCCCACUGCAGUUUGCUUUUAUAUACUGUACCGCACUGUGUGACUGCCAUCAGCGGAGCUGCGCAGCUCCGUUUAAUGCCGUCAGUGUUCCACCGCCACUUCGGUCGCACCAACUGAAGGGUGAAAGCAUUGUUUACUGAACUCAGGCUUAUGUUUUUUGCCAUUCAAAAAGGAAUCUGGCUCACCGGCCCACUAUGCCCCAUAUGAGCUCACACUCAUCUGACUUUUCUUUCUUUUUUUUUAACGAAGACGCUGCUGAGGUGCAACCGUCACGAAAGAUGAAAACAAGCAUGUCUGGCAAAAAAAAAAGAGGAAAAAAAAGUGCUUCGAGAAUCCAACUCCACCAUGAGUGUUUGCAUUACCUUGUAUUCCUCCUGUACGAUGUUAGUAUCUCUGUGUUAUGUAAACAUGCGCACGGGUCGAGAUGCCCAGGUCCACGAAAAAAGCCGAGAUCACUCGGUGGCAGACAAGGGUUUCGGUGCUACGAACAGUUUUCAAGAGGUAGACUUACAACAUACUGUGUUCCAAUGGAAAUUGCAAAAAAAGGAAAAUGCUGCAUAUUAGAGUGAUUCCUUCUGGCUCCCUUCACAUAUGGAUAAUGUCAAAAUAAUCAAAUGAUUGACCAUGCAAAGACUUUAUUGUACCAAAUCGUGACAGCAAAAAAUCAUUCAGCACGUCACGAUUUAAGUGGCUGUUGUCCUCCAAGUGUAUGUGGUUCCUGGGUCAACAACUGCCUCUGCCAAUCAACAUUUGUGAUGUCAUCUCGUAGAGUAACCCUAACCUUAGCCCUUAAACUUACCCUGACCCUAACCCCUAAACAAAAUGUUGGUCCCAGGACAGCAGCCACUUGGCCAAAUCAGGACACUCGAGUCAUGUAUGGGUAGUUGUGGCACUCGGGGAAAGUUUUAGUACAGAUAUAUUGUAACUAUUGUGCCACAGUAAAUAUGGCAAAAAUUCAAAAGAAUACAUUUAGUACAUAAGCUUUUUCAUUCAUUUAUGAUCUUGAAAGAUUUUCUAGGGCUAGGGUCAGAUCUUUGCCGCUGACCCGGAAAGUACAAACAAUCGUUUGUCGCACUGACACUCUGCACGCUGCCCUCCUGGGACCGGGCGUCUCCCUGUGCGCGUCCCCGUCCAAGCGCCUGCCGGCCGUUAUAGCUGGCUGUAUUUACUCUCUGCAUGUGACCACAACAAAAUCCCACCGUGUGCACCGUCGUUCACGUGUGACGACAUCCCCCGUGUCUCCGAGCGGCACUCAUUGUGCUGUGCCGAUGGCGACGACAACUUUUUGUCCUGUUAAUGGGGCUUGUAUAUCCGAUGCCUUUCGACAAUCAUGUGCACAUAUCAGUUACCAUGACGACACAGGCCACAGAGCGAUCGAUCGUGUUUCGUUUGUUUUUUUUCCUCCUGGAAUAAAUCCCGAAUGAUCGUAACAUGAA
Scophthalmus maximus (turbot) is the source of this 7226-nucleotide messenger RNA. RefSeq names its product calcium/calmodulin-dependent protein kinase 1Da (gene camk1da). The transcript has 11 exons. Lineage: Eukaryota; Metazoa; Chordata; Actinopteri; Pleuronectiformes; Scophthalmidae. The coding region runs from base 283 to 1587 and encodes 434 amino acids. The record is from RefSeq and is a predicted model, not a curated record. Gene Ontology annotation, cellular component: intracellular anatomical structure; cytoplasm. Gene Ontology annotation, biological process: peptidyl-serine phosphorylation. Gene Ontology annotation, molecular function: calmodulin binding; calcium/calmodulin-dependent protein kinase activity; ATP binding.